Vollenhovia emeryi is the source of this 670-nucleotide messenger RNA. RefSeq lists its product as uncharacterized. The transcript has a single exon. The record is from RefSeq and is a predicted model, not a curated record. NCBI's taxonomy places the organism in Eukaryota, Metazoa, Arthropoda, Insecta, Hymenoptera, Formicidae. The coding region runs from base 340 to 555 and encodes 71 amino acids.
AGAGGAGAGACCGAGGAGGUGAAGGGGGACGGAGAGGAAGGUGGACAACGAAAGGGGAAGAGGAAAGUGAGUGGAGAGGAGAGGCCGAUGGAGGAGAGGCGGAGGAGAGGACGAGAACAUCCGAGAGAUAGCAAAGGGUGAGAAUUCGGGAAACCGAUGAGCGCGGGGAGAGAAGGAAGAAAAGAACGGACGGGAGAAGGGGAUAGGAAAUAGAAGGACGAGGAGGGAGAGAAUCGAAUGUCGAAGGAGAAGAGGCAGAGUGACAGGAAAGCACAGAUUGAUGGAUGAGAUCGAGUAAUCGAGGGAUCGAUCAGGAGAAAGGAGAAGAGGAAGGGGUAGAUGCACUGGAGUGUGGAAGGAGCGGAAGGAGCGACAGACGGUGCUCGUAAGCCACACGGAAGUGAGGUUAGCGGGCGGAAAGUCGACAAUAGAGACGGAAAGCAGAGGAAGAAAAGGAGAAGGAAAGGCGAAAGAGGAAGCGGAGAGGAAGAUAGGGAGAAGGAAGAGACGAGAAAAGAAGAGGUGAAAGAGAUGGAGACAGGAAGAAGGUUAUAGGAAACAAGGAGACGGGGCACAGGCAGAAAGAAGGAAGUGAACAGCGAAGAGGAUCGGCGGGGGAGAGCGAUGGAGGAGAAGAGAGAGGGGAGAAGGAAAGAUGCAGAGGAGAGUA